AGGGAUACCAAAUAUGUGCCCACUAGUGGACACAAAUGGAAACUUAGAAUAUAAACCAUGGUCAUUCACAGACAUGGGAGCUAUCCUUGCAAAGUUACCUCAUAUCACGAGUGGAGGGGGUAAAUGGAUAGGGAAGGUAAUAACUUUGACGCAGGGCCAUACGUUGGCGAUAGGAGACCUGAGGGCAUUAUUGGGACAGGUACUGACUGUAGGACAGAUCACGGAAAUUGAGCAAGAGGCAGGAACGGUUGGGAUAUAUGAUGACCACCCAUAUUGUCAAGUGGCAUCAGUUUGGGGAAAGGCCCUGCGAAAGCUGUACCCAGCGCCAGCAGGCACUCUUUAUAAUAUCAAAUUUUCUCCAAAAGGGGAAGAAACAGCAGCAGCAUACCUGAGUCGAUGCAAAGGAGAAUGGGAAGAGCACACUGGGGCUCAUCCACAUGCAGACAAAAUACACGAACAAAUGUUCAGAGCUGCUGUAUUGGAAGGAACUCCUAAAUCUGUACAAGAUGAAAUAAAAGCCAACCCCGAUUUACCAGGUGCUGUAUGUGAGGUUUGGGAACGACAUUUCCUUCAUCACAUGUCAAGGGCGAACGAAAAAGAAAAAGAAAAAGUAGGGGAAGUAGAGGAAUUGAAAAAACAGUUGCUAAAAUUACAGUUGCAUGAGGCCAGAUCUAAAAUAAAUGAAGAAAAAGGGAAAAAGAAGGAUAAACAAAUGGUAGUUCAGGAAAUGAAAACCCCUCCAAGAUUUAACAAAGAACAGGAAGCUGACCAAUCAAAUGUUAAAUGGGAAAGAACCACCCAAAGACCAAUGUAUUACUCCAAUAGAGGUAGGGGUGGGGAUUACAAUCGAGGGAGGGGAAGAGUACAGUAUCAAGACGGGUGUUUCCGUUGUGGUCGUCCGGGACACUUCUUUCGUGAGUGUCGGCAACCUGUUAGCGGACCCCAACAGAGACCAUACCGGGGCAGAGGCCAUAACACACACAUGGCCCCUAACGUGGAAAAAGCACCACGACCACACUCCCAGUACCCUUUGUCCACUGGAGGGGAAGGGGAGUGGUACUGAGACAGCCCACGGAACGACCUCAGCAGGGUUAGGGCGGAACCCUUGCUGACUUUGGAGGUGAACUCACGUCCUGUUGAAUUCCUGGUGGAUACUGGGGCAACAUACUCCACAUUGAACUAUGAACUUCCUAAAAAUCUUAUUUCAGACGAAACCACUGAAGUAAGGGGGUUUUCCGGGGCUAUAACUAGACUGCCAUUCUCCAAAGAACUCACAGUGCAGUGCACGAAAAAACAAUCACUGACUCACUCUUUUCUGCUGUCAUAUUCCUCACCGACAAAUUUGUUGGGAAGAGACUUGCUAGUGAAACUUGGAGCUGAGAUCCUAUGCAGCCUGGAGGGGAUUAUAGUAACUAUGAAAAAUGGUAUCACCAUGAACUGUUCCAUCAUGACCACAAUGAGAACGCAUGGACAUUGGUUACUUUCUGCAAACACCUCUCCACAGGGAGCUGACAUUUAUUGGGGGAGGGUGCUUCUGGGGGACACAGGGGACACCCUGAAUGAUCUGUACUGUCAAUGGGAACCUUGGAUAUUAUCAUUAGCGCCAUACACCCAGCUAAUAGAUCCACUGCAUGUCACUUUGUUUUAUGAUAGAACACAAGAGUACUGGUACCAAGAACAAUUUGAUAACAUCGCAGGAGAACAAUGGGAAAUUUGUGGGGCAGGAAUAAUGAUAGGCAAAGAGGGAGUGGCAGCUAUAGUAGAACUUACCCCCGAACAGGAACAAUGGUAUAGAAUGAGGGAAGAGGCAUCACCCCAUAUAUCAUUAUUAGUACAUCCCCAACACCAAGCUAAAGAUCUAGGACCAAUGGUAAAGAAGGGAAUAAAUUUAACAGAUUGGAGGGAAACCCAACUUCCUGGUGUAAAAUAUUCACCUAGCUCAGGGUAUUAUUUGAUCACACAAGAAACAAAAAACACUGUAGUGUUGGAACACGAAUGGCUCACAAGAUGGCAUGGUAGGGAUAAAAGUGAUCAUGAAAAUGAUGAAACAAUGUUGAAAAGUUUGCCCGA
This is a messenger RNA of Misgurnus anguillicaudatus (oriental weatherfish), 2070 nucleotides long. The record is from RefSeq and is a predicted model, not a curated record. NCBI's taxonomy places the organism in Eukaryota, Metazoa, Chordata, Actinopteri, Cypriniformes, Cobitidae.